AUGGUGGAGAAGUCAGACAGAGCCCCGCUACUAGACUGGGAGGAGAUCCCACCGUCGUCCGACCCAAACCAGGCGGCUCAGUCACCACCUGCGGUGCCCAAGGAAACGGAUGCGACGUCGGGCAAAAAAACUUCGGCACCUUUCUGCCUCAAGGUGACAGACAUUGGUAGAAGGAACGACAAUUCCAUUGCCACCUGCCGCCCGACAGCUGUUGUUGACGACCAAGAGAGAAGCCCGAUGGGCUGGGAAAAGCUUCCCAGCUACACCCGGGCUCAGCCGAUACUUCCUAUCCCGGACCUGACAGUGAAGAAUCAGUGGGAAGAGAAAGACCACAUCGUGGCUGUGUUUGUAGUCACCUUUAAUACACGGUCAGGAAACAUGGUCGAGUGGUGCCAACCACAUGACAUCAAUCUGGAUGGAGUUGAAUUCAAAGCCAUGGCCAGUGGUUCCCAUAGGAUUACCAACGACUUUAUAUAUUUCCGCAAAGGCUGUUACUUCGGGCUGGCCUGCUUCGCUAACAUGCCUGUAGACAAUGAGCUGGAGCGAGGAGCCAGGAUGAAGUCUGUGGGAAUUUUGUCUCCUUCCUACACGCUGCUGUACCGCUACAUGCACUUCCUGGAAAACCAAGUCAGACUCCAGUUAAAGAAUCCAGGCCACUAUUCUCCAUUGGAGGCCUUCUAUGAGGAUAAGAAGGCCAUCCUUCCACCGACAGGAAAUGGCCUGGUCACUGUUUGCCCUACCUGGAGUGUGACUACCAUCAACCGCUGUAUGCAUCCGGAAAUGAAGAUCACUCACCCAGCCGGCUGCAUGUCUCAGUUUGUCCGGUUUUUUGGGGAGCAGAUAAUGGUGCUGUGGAAGUUUGCACUGCUUCGGAAGCGCCUCCUCAUCUUCUCCCCACCACCAGUGGGCGUUGUCUGCUAUAGAGUUUACUGCUGUUGCAGCCUGGCAAAUGUCUCUUUGCCUGGAAUUGGAAUGUCUGUGCCUGAAUUACGCCCUUUCUUCUACAUCAACGUAGCUGACAUCCCUGCACUGGAAACAGAGAUGUCAUAUGUGGCCUGCACCACAGAGAAGAUUUUUGAAGAGAAGAAAGAGCUGCAUGAUCUGUACAUCGACAACCAAAAUGUGAAAACUCACAGGAGCCAUUUGCUGCCUCUGCUGCGACUGAAUGCUGCAGAUAAGGAGAGGUACAGGAAACUGAGCGAACAGAGGCAAAUGUUGCUGUACUCUCAGGAGGUGGAUGGAGACUGUACAUCGAAUGAGGAGGAUCUUUUUAUUGUGUUCUUCAUGGAGCUUAAUAACCGCAUCUUCCAGAUCAUUUUAGAGGUUGCAGGUAGUGCUGAUCCAACCCUGACGGCAGAGCAUGUGAGGGCCAUGGGACUGGAUCCCCAGGGCGAUCGUUGCUUCUUGGUGGAGCUACUGGAAGUGUACGGGGUUGACGUCACUCUUGUUCUAGACAACCUCUGCUGCCACUAGCCUUGAAAAUACUGGAUAACAGUGGUUGUUGGUAACUCACCAACAACCAAGACACACACACACACACACACACACACACUGAGACACUACUUUCACCCUGAGCCUUCAUCUGUUGCCUGCUUUUUUCCCCCAUUGUCACUGUUUUCUUUUACGUGCAUUGUGUCAUCUGGCUGUUUAAGGAGAAUUGACUCACUCCUGGCUGAUGGUGCAGUGCUCUUUCAUCCAUCUUAUUACUGUACGGUAAUCUUUUUGUUUGUGCUUUAUUUUCCAACACUGGAUAUGCGCUCGUUAACAUUAUGGCAUGGAGGCGGGGGAGCCUCCCUGUGCACCGAUCACUUAAUACUGUACACUGUUAGCGCUGGAAUUCAAUUGGACUGUCAUUCUGCUGUGAUCCUUGUACAUCUGUGAAACAAUACAAGUCUGCAUCUUUGUCCGUGAUCAGCCUCCCACAGUAUAGUAUUUCGUAAAAACUUGUUGGCACCUUUAACAUGAGUUACAUCAACGAGUUUUUGCUCCAUUUGCCACGGACUAUUUCUUGAUGCACAUGCUGAUCUUGCAUCUUACACACUCAGAAAGAAAAAGAAAACGUCAUUGUACCUUAGGGUGCGGAAGUUACGUGUACAUUUGUGGCCACGGAUAAGAUGCAGGUAGCUCUGAUUCCAAAAGUGUGUGAAUGCUGAGAGACAAGCAAUUCGCAGUAACCGUAUUAGCAGAAGCAUCCCACUGCAGUUUGGGGAAAAGCACCGGACUGCAUUUUGCUCUGGUUGCCAGUCGGUCAAAGGGGGAAUAGGGCGGCUGCACCAAAACCAACUACUGCUAUGUGAGCUGCUGCAAUACCAAUAGUUGUAGUAGGUGAGCUUCAGGACAAAAAGAAUGAUGACGUGGUUAGUGAGAGAACUUACAUCACUAUGUUGUUAUGAUGUAUUAUCUAGCAUUAAGACUCCUGAAUGGUUUUUGGGGCAUUUCCGGAUCUUUCUCAGCAUUUACACUCAAUAGCUGAGGGAAAAUGACAUCUGGAUGGACAGGAAUAGACUUAUUUCUGACACUUAAGGGGAUGUGUGUGUCAUGGUAUUGUUGGUAGGCAGCCUGUUAGGAUAUUUCCUAAAACACUCCCAAGGCUGUUCUUCUGCUUUUCCAUGUUCUCAGAGCUUUUUGAAUGAAGAGUCUUUUUAGGAGUGCCAAGGGAUUCCUCCUUGCUUCUCUAUGACAAAGUUCUCUUUGUGUUGCAAAGUUAGGCAGAAGCUUCAAACCCUUAUUGAAAUUCACAAAAUUAAAAAAAAAAACUCCCCAGCUUCUCUUUUCAUCUCCGUCUCAUUGAGUAUAUCCAAGUCUGGAGUGGGAUCAAGUGUGUUUGAACACUGCUGGCAGGCACCCUGUGGAAGUAAUCCGUCACAGUGCCAGUCUUGAUAUGAUAUAUUGAUCAUAAUUUUGUUCCAUGUUGGAACACUGAGGCUGGGGCCUAAUAUAUAUUCACAGAGGUAGUUCUCAAAUGUCUCAUAUACCUCUGGCUCAACGAGAAGCAUCCUAUCCAGGCGGAGAGCGACUGAUUUAGCAGGAUGUCCAACAGCCUUAAUUGUGAUUUGAGCCUCUGGUUGAUUAAACAUCAAGUGCAAUGUGUAUUGUACAUAUUAAAAACACAAACAAACAAAAAAUACAUUGUUUAUUUGUAAAAGGGGCCUUAAGGAAAUACGACUUGGGACAUCAGUGGAUCAAUGUUAUACUGUGUUAGUCAAACGAUUACCUACAUACAAUAUUCCUCAGCACAUAUGAAUGAUCUGAUGCCUUGGACCAGUUUAUUUACUUUUCAGCAGCCAACAUUAUUUGCAUUCCUGGUGUACAUUAAAUGUGGGUGGAUGUACACUCAAAUACACUACACUACAACUCUAAGACUCAUUGGGGAGAUGUUCACCAAUGCGUCACUGAAUGUCCAAGAUGGCAAACUUAUUGCACACAGUGUACAUUUUCUACUUGACUGUAACGUAUAUCAACAAGUCAUUGUAAUGAAACAUUUAAUAUCCACAUAAAGUCAAUAGCAUGAGUAACUGUUUCACUGUAUUUUGUAUGACAAUAAAAUAUUGACUGAU
Messenger RNA from Hippocampus zosterae (dwarf seahorse), 3557 nucleotides. It is a transcript of the gene dennd11, whose product is annotated as DENN domain containing 11. The transcript is spliced from 9 exons. Bases 1 to 1473 code for a protein of 490 amino acids. NCBI's taxonomy places the organism in Eukaryota, Metazoa, Chordata, Actinopteri, Syngnathiformes, Syngnathidae. The record is from RefSeq and is a predicted model, not a curated record. Gene Ontology annotation, cellular component: cytoplasm.